AUGUAAAACACCUCAAUUAAAGGCUGCUUUCUCCUUUAGCAGAUACAAGGAACAAUUUUUCCUGCUCCAAAUUUUAACCCUAUUACGGAUGCCCAGUUGCUAGGAGGAGCACUACAGGGAAUUAGUUGUGAAAAAGAUGUGUUGAUUGAUAUCCUAACACAGCGUUGCAAUUCACAGCGGCUUAUGAUUGCUGAGGCGUACAGAGACAUGUAUGGCAGGGAUCUGAUAACAGACCUAAAAGAGAAUCUCUCUCAUCACUUCAAAGAAGUCAUGGUUGGCUUGAUGUAUCCACCUGCCUCCUAUGAUGCCCAUGAGCUCUGGCAUGCCUUGAAGGGAGUAGACACAGAAGAAAAAUGUCUAAUUGACAUAUUAGCCUCAAGAUCAAAUAUGGAGAUCUUCCAGAUGAAAGAAGCCUACUUAAUGCAAUAUAAUAAUGAUCUUCAACAAGAUAUUGAUUCUGAGACUUCUGGUCACUUCAGAGAUACGCUCAUGAACCUUGCGCAGGGAACAAGGAUGGAAGGAUAUGCAGAUCCUUCUACAGCUGCUCAAGAUGCAAUGAUUCUAUGGGAAGCAUGUCAGCAGAAAACAGGCGAACACAAAAACUUGCUGCAAAUGAUUCUCUGCAACAAGAGUUACCAGCAGUUGUGGAUGGUUUUCCAGGAGUUCCAAAAUAUCUCCGGGCAAGACAUAGUAGAUGCCAUUAACGAAUGUUAUGAUGGAUACUUUCAAGAAUUACUGGUUGCAAUAGUUCUCUGUGUUCGUGACAAGCCUUCCUAUUUUGCUUACAGGCUUUAUAAUGCAAUUCACGACUUAGGGUUUCACAAUAAAACAGUUAUAAGGAUUCUCAUUGCCAGGAGUGAGAUUGACUUGAUGAAUAUACGACAGCGAUACAAAGAGAGAUAUGGGAAAUCACUCUUUCAUGACAUUAAACAUUUUGCUUCAGGGCAUUAUGAGAGUGCUUUACUUGCUAUCUGUGCUGGUGAUGCUGAAGAUUAUUAA
This is a messenger RNA of Aquila chrysaetos chrysaetos, 999 nucleotides long. It is a transcript of the gene ANXA10, whose product is annotated as annexin A10. Gene Ontology annotation, molecular function: calcium-dependent phospholipid binding; calcium ion binding. Lineage: Eukaryota; Metazoa; Chordata; Aves; Accipitriformes; Accipitridae. The transcript is spliced from 11 exons. The record is from RefSeq and is a predicted model, not a curated record. Gene Ontology annotation, cellular component: cytoplasm.